Amphimedon queenslandica is the source of this 1171-nucleotide messenger RNA. RefSeq names its product tyrosine-protein kinase receptor UFO-like. Gene Ontology annotation, cellular component: plasma membrane; signaling receptor complex. NCBI's taxonomy places the organism in Eukaryota, Metazoa, Porifera, Demospongiae, Haplosclerida, Niphatidae. Gene Ontology annotation, biological process: cell surface receptor protein tyrosine kinase signaling pathway; protein phosphorylation; positive regulation of kinase activity. The record is from RefSeq and is a predicted model, not a curated record. The transcript is spliced from 7 exons. Bases 1 to 1077 code for a protein of 358 amino acids. Gene Ontology annotation, molecular function: transmembrane receptor protein tyrosine kinase activity; ATP binding.
AUGGCAGAAAUUCCAAGUUCUACUCCUUCUUCAUCUUUGAAAAGAGACAUGAAAGAGAGCACUUACAACUCUAGCAAACCUAUUGAGAUUUUAUCAAUUAAUAUGGAACAGCUCUCAAAUUAUAUAGUAUCAGGGUCGACCAUAAGCAUGCAAGAAACUAUUGGACAAGGUGAGUUUGGUAUAGUUUAUCGUGGAGUGAUGACGAUAAAGAAUGAAAUACCUAAAUCAGUUGCCAUGAAGACAUUAAAAGGUUUUUAUAAAGAGAGCGACAUUGACUCAUUGCUGGAUGAAUGUAUUAAAAUGAUGCCAUUCAAUAAUUUAAAUGUAUUACCACUGAUUGGUGUGUGUCUUGAUCUUGGACCAGCUCCAUACAUUAUCAUGCCUUUCAUGUCAAGGGGAAGUUUAUUGUCUUACCUCAAGAAAGAGAGGCCUAAUCUUACCGUAGCUGAUACCAGUGAAGAGGAUAUUAUACUGAAUGUCAGAAAACAGUUGCUCUCCAUUUGUUUACAAGUUGCCAAUGGAAUGUCUUACUUAGCUUCACAGAGGUUCAUUCAUCGUGAUCUUGCUGCUAGAAAUUGCAUGAUUGAUGAUAAUGGUAUUAUUAAAGUAGCAGAUUUUGGACUAUCUGAAGACAUAAAUGCCUACAAUUACUUCAGGCAACUAAAGUGCAGUGAUAAUAACUCAGGAUCAUCAACAGUUAAACUACCAGUGAAAUGGAUGGCAUUAGAGAGCCUUCAUGAUGGACUGUUCUCUGAAAAAUCAGAUGUUUGGUCUUAUGGUGUUCUUUGUUGGGAAGUGUUCAGUCUUGGUAAAGUACCAUAUCCUGGUCUGGAUCCAAUAGGAGUAGUGGAGUUAUUAGAUACUGGUGGACGAUUGCUGUGUCCACAUAAUGGAGCCUGCUCACAGGAAAUUUACUUGCUGAUGCUAUCUUGUUGGUCAGAGUCUCCUAAUGAUAGGCCAAUGUUCAGUGAUAUAGUUUCUUCAAUAAAUGCACUCAUUGAACCAUUGGCUGGCUACCUUGAUUUUACUGACAUUAAUAAUACUUGUACUGUAAAAGAAAAUGAUGUUUGUGACUAGAUCUAUGUAUCAGUAUAUUUUUGUAGAAUGUAUAAUGUGAAACAGCUUGAGUGUUAGUUUUGUUUUCAUGCUGAAAACAAUAUCAAUGAUUUCA